AUGGUAGCAGUGCACACUUCGUCUCAUUCAUCAGAAUCUGCCGAGUGGAUUAUCUGUCUGGAUAAGAGACCAGCAGAGCGCUCAGGUGAAGACGUCGACACCAUCCUGGCUCGUCUGAAAAACGCGAAGACCUUUGAGAAAUUCCACCCCAGUUUGCUGCAGCAGAUUUGUUUGUGUGGAUUCUACGAGUGCCUAGAGAAAGGGAUCACCCUGUUUCGCCAAGGAGACAUCGGCACCAGCUGGUACGCCGUGCUCUCCGGUUCACUGGAUGUAAAAGUGUCUGAGACGUCAAGAUAUCAGGAUGCUGUUACUAUAUGCACCCUGGGCUCUGGCACAGCGUUCGGGGAGUCGAUCCUGGACAACACCCCAAGACACGCUACUAUUGUCACUCGGGAAUUCAGCGAGCUCCUCCGCAUUGAUCAAAAGGAGUUCAGGUCACUGUGGGAGAAAUAUCAUCACUUCAUGGCUGGACUACUUGCCCCACCAUAUGGCGUGAUGGAAAGCAGUGGUGGUUCUGACAGAAUGCCAGAAAAGGAGAGCAUAACCAACAAUGAGCUUGUUUCAGUUUCUAGGCAUCCAAAUAAGAAGUCUUUCCUUGAAAGUCCAGCCAAAGUCCAGCCAAGGUGCACAGCUCAGGGUCUUUCUGAGAAGAUCCUCUCUGCCGGGAAGAUCCUCCGUAACGCCAUCCUCUCCAGAACGCCUCACAUGAUCUGUGACAGGAAGUACCACCUGAGCACAUACAGGCAGUGUUGUGUGGGGACAGAGAUGGUCGACUGGCAGAUGCAGCACAGCUCCUGUGUCCUCUCUCGUAUUCAGGCUGUGGGCAUGUGGCAGGUGCUGCUGGAGGAGGGCACUCUGAACCACGUGGAUGGAGAGACGAGUUUCCAGGACAAGUACCUCUUCUAUCGCUUCCUGGAUGAUGAGCAGGAGGACGCUCCUGUCCCCAACGAGGAGGAGAGGAGGGAGAGCCAGGAGAAGCUGCAGGACACUCUGCUCUUCCUCUCACAGAUUGGACCGGACGCCCUUAUGAGGAUGAUUCUGAGGAAACCUCUCUCUGAAAGGACAGCACAUGAGUUGGAGAUCAUUUAUGAAGAGCUGCUGCACAUAAAGGCCUUAUCUCACCUGUCCACCAGCGUAAAGAGACAACUGGCUGGAGUUCUUAUCUUUGAGUCCCACUCAAAGGCAGGGACUGUGUUGUUCAACCAGGGGGAGGAGGGCACAUCCUGGUACAUUAUUCUAAAGGGUUCAGUCAAUGUGGUCAUCUAUGGGAAAGGUGUGGUGUGCACUCUUCAUGAAGGAGAUGACUUUGGGAAGCUGGCACUCGUCAACGACGCUCCCCGUGCUGCUUCCAUCGUCCUGCGAGAGGACAACUGUCACUUCCUAAGAGUGGACAAAGACGACUUCAACAGGAUUUUAAGGGAUGUGGAGGCAAACACUGUCCGUCUGAAGGAGCAUGGUCAAGAUGUUCUGGUGCUGGAGAAGAGUCGAAACUCCGUCCAUGGAUCCUCUGCAUCUCAUUACAAAUACAACAUCAUGUCUGGGACUCCUGAGAAGAUUUUGGAGCAUCUGCUUGAAAUGAUGCGAUUGGAUUCUCAGUUCACAGAGUCAGACUCAGCUUUAGAUGAUUUUGUGCUGAUGCACUGUGUCUUCAUACCCAACAGUCAGCUGUUUCCAGUGCUGAGAGCCCACUACCAUGCUCAGGCCUUGCAGGGCUCGGAGCAGGAGCAGCUGGACUACACUCUGACCAACAAGCGCAGGGUGAUCUGCCUAGUGGUGAAAUGGGCCUCUGUGCAUGGAGAUCACCUGCAGCAGGAGGACAGGGCCUUCCUGGAGGUCAGUGAAUUUCUCAUGAUGGUAUCGAACGAUGUCAAAGUGCUUCCAGCCCUCGGGGAUCAACUUCCAGAAUUGCAACAAUUUUUAAAGAAGAAUGCAGAAGAUGCCAAAUCCUCGCAGAAAAAGCACAAAGUCCUUUUGCGGCAGUUCAGUAGAGGAGACGAGAAGCAUCAGAAAUGUCAGCCCAUCGGGGGUGAUGAUGAAAUUCUGUUCAAAGUCCACUGCUGUGACCACACCUACACCACCAUCCGGGUCCCUGUGGCCGCCUCGGUCAGGGAGGUCAUUGAUGCUGUGGCUGACAAGCUGGGGUCAGUGGAGGGUCUGAUCCUGGUCGGACUCAGCUCAGCAGGAGAGAAGUCUAUCUUCAAGCCAAAUGAUGUCUCUGUCUUCUCCACGCUCAGCACAAAUGGACGACUCUUUGUCUGCCAGAGGGACAAGCUGGAUUUGUUGACCCCUCUACCUGAGCAGGAGGGUCCUUCCACAGGGUCCUCGGCCAGUUUUGAGUUGAUGAGCUCCAAAGAUGUGGCAUACCACAUGACCUCCUAUGACUGGGAGCUUUUCCACUGUGUUCAUGAGCUCGAGCUCAUCUAUCACACAUUUGGAAGGCAAUAUCUAAAGAAAACCACGGUGAACCUCGAUUUGUUCUUGAGGAGGUUUAAUGAAAUCCAGUUUUGGGUGAUCUCAGAGAUGUGUCUGUGUCCUCAGCUGAACAAGAGGGUGCAGCUUCUGAAAAAAUUCAUCAAGAUUGCUGCUCACUGUAAGGAGUACAAGAAUCUAAAUGCUUUCUUUGCUGUUAUUAUGGGGCUGAGUAACCCGGCAGUGAGCAGACUGAGUCAAACCUGGGAGAAACUUCCCAGCAAAUUCAAGAAGUUUUAUGAGGAAUUUGAAAACUUGAUGAACCCAACCAGGAACCACCGGGCCUAUCGGCUCACAGUCUCCAAGCUGGACCCUCCCAUGAUUCCUUUCAUGCCACUGAUGAUUAAAGACAUGACAUUCACACACGAGGGCAACAAAACAUUUAUCGACAAUUUGGUCAAUUUUGAGAAAAUGCGGAUGAUUGCGAACACAGUGAAGAUAGUGAGAUAUUGCAGGAGUCAAAUGUUCAGUCCAGACUCUCCGCUGGCUGGAAAGCACCACCCUGACAUUUGGACUUACGUUCGUCACUUCAACGUGAUUGACAACCAAAGGACACUGACGCAGCUCUCUCAUGGACUUGAGCCCCGCAGGUCUUAA
Nematolebias whitei (Rio pearlfish) is the source of this 3066-nucleotide messenger RNA. RefSeq names its product Rap guanine nucleotide exchange factor 4a (gene rapgef4a). NCBI's taxonomy places the organism in Eukaryota, Metazoa, Chordata, Actinopteri, Cyprinodontiformes, Rivulidae. The record is from RefSeq and is a predicted model, not a curated record. Gene Ontology annotation, biological process: Ras protein signal transduction; positive regulation of GTPase activity. The coding region runs from base 1 to 3066 and encodes 1021 amino acids. Gene Ontology annotation, molecular function: guanyl-nucleotide exchange factor activity. Gene Ontology annotation, cellular component: plasma membrane. The transcript is spliced from 31 exons.